AUGGAUCAUAUCAUUGAUUAUCAUGAUGCCUUGGAUGAUGAUUAUGCAUUGGAUGAUGAUGAUCCCUUGGACGAUGAUGAUGAUGCAUUGGAUGAUGAUGAUGCCUUGGAUGAUGAUGAUGCCUUGGAUGAUGAUGAUGCCUUGGAUGAUGAUGAUGCCUUGGAUGAUGAUGAUGCCUUGGAUGAUGAUGAUGCCUUGGAUGAUGAUGAUGAUGCAUUGGAUGAUGAUGAUGCCUUGGAUGAUGAUGAUGCCUUGGAUGAUGAUGUUUUUGAUGAUGAUUUAAAUUAA
This is a messenger RNA of Schistosoma curassoni, 288 nucleotides long. Lineage: Eukaryota; Metazoa; Platyhelminthes; Trematoda; Strigeidida; Schistosomatidae. The record is from the annotation of a GenBank genome assembly.